UACUCCAGUUGCACUCUCUGUGUGAGUGACAUCAUCCUAGCCUUCCUGUGUGGACUGGGGCUCUUUUUCCUGUUACUCCGCUACCUCGAGAAUAAUGUAUCUUCACCACCUCCCAGGAAACAUGAAAACAUCAGGAAGCAUCAAAUGGAGCCGAAGGGGAGACGCAAGAUUAACGAGAAAAAGAGAGCUGUGAAAGCCACCUGCACAAGCUCCCUGACAAGGGCGGCUUCCAUCAGCUCUCCUGUCAAGACCCCCUUGGUGAGGUGGGCAAAGCAGCGCCUGCUGCAGCCCACCAGCCCUGCAGGGAACCUGCAGAAGACGAUGUUCCUGCCGUGUGCCCAUCAGCUGCCCUGGUUCCUCUCACCCAGGGCUCUUUACCUGUGGCCUCCAACCCUGUCAACAGAACCUCAAGACCAAUCCAACUUGAAGAGAGUCACCCUUGGCACUGUGGCAAAGAGCUCACCUCCAGGUAAUUCUUUUUUGGCAUCUACCACUGCAGCCAUCUUGAGUCUUGGCCUCGCAUGCUAUCACAUUUUGUUCCUGUCCUUCUGGUGGAAGAUUACCAAGGCCUUGUUCUUCCCCACCGCAUCACAGAACAGGGGACGCUCCCAGGCCCAAAGGUCAGCAGUUUCCUUUCAUCAUGAGGACUUAAUUGGCCCUGAUCUCCAGAAGCAACAUCUUCAAAAGAGGCUCAUCAAAGAGCAAACCAAGAGGGGCCUGGCCCGCAGUAUCCACCUGUCUCCGUCUCUGGAAUUGAGCUCCUCUCAGUGCCAAUUUUUACGGACUUAUCAGGCACAGGGCAAGCAGGGACCCUGGCAGCCCUCUGCUUUUACAGGCAAAAGGAGACUGGACCGACAGAAGAUAAGGUCCAGGUGCCCUAGGAGAUCCCAUAGGAAGGGUCAAAUGCAAUUCCAACCAGGGCAGGAUUUCGGCAAGGGUCUAAGGCCACGUCUGAGGAGGAUCUCAAAAGCUUCCUCCAGGACCAGCCUCCCAGUGAAGUUUCUGCUAAGAAACUCUGAAAAGGAGUCAGAAAGAUACUUGAUGAACCCCUUGAAGAGUAACUCUGGAAACUGUUUACCCAGUAGCCCAGAGCAGAAACAUCUAGAAAAAUUCUUGAAAGCCCAUUUGAGCACAAAGUUGAGGCAGAUUAAUCAAGGUAUGACGCCUGUGAUGGUGCGUCAAUCCUGGCUUGCCGCCAACUAUGCUUCUUAUAAGCCCCACCCUCGUGAGGAAAUCAGAAAUCUAGCAUCCUCGAAGUAUUGGAAACCCUGUGUAAACUCCUCCCGUGAGCUUUCCUUCCUCAGUCCAAGCAUUCGGCAGAUGCUGGAAGCACAUGUUAUAAGGUGGCGGGUAAGGCACAGGUGGGGCUUACCCAACCAGGCCUUUGAGCCCAUAAAUCUCAAGCCGGGUGGGGCUCAACCCUUGUCCUCUCCAAGGUCCACCUUUUCCCCCUCUGCCACCUGUCAAUCUAGAGCACACUCAAAACCCAACUUGGCUAAUAAGCUCUCUGGAAAACCUCAGCCCCAUCAGGGAAUGAAAGUGAUAACAAAAGCAACAGUUCCCACCCUGGUGAGUCCCCUCCCUGUUCCCUCACCUGAGCAUACAGAAAUCCAGAGGGCCCUGGGACAGACUUCACCUGGUGACAGGUAUGGGCCCUCAGAGGCCCCUCUGAAUGGACAGGAGGGCAGACUGCCUUAUCAGAUGCCCACACCACUAGGAAAACCCUGUCACCACAAACAAAGUCACUUGCCCAACCUCCAAAGGAGCCAUGCCUUAAAAACACAGGUGGCUCAAGGCCGUGCCACUGGUGAGCUCCUUCCAGACUCUCACAGUGACAUCCUCCUUCAAGACUAUGCCAUUGGCAUGCCCCUCCAGGACUUUGCCACCAAUGUGCUCCUUCAGGACCAUCACACUGAUGUGCUCCUUUCUUCACACAUCUUGGCUUCUCACAGGUCUCUUUCUAGUUCCCAGAGGGAACAUGCUAGUGAGGACGCACCAGCUUUCCAGGUGGUGCCAUAUGACCUCAACGUCAGGGAACAGAGCAGCCGGGGGCAGCAGACAUUCAAAACACCACAACUUCAGGACCCAUUUAAAGGCCAGAGGGAGAUGUCGGCCCCAACUGAGGAGUGGAGGGACUUUCAGAGGCCCCAACCAAAAGAGCAUGAAGAAAUGAAGAGCCAGAGGGAGAUGCUCGCAUCAGCUGAGGAGUGGAGGGGUUUCACGAAGCCCCAACCAGGACAGCAUGAAGAAACAAAAAGCCAGAGCAACGUGCCUGCCCCAGCUGAGGAGUGGAGGUGCGUUAGGAGCCUCCAAGCAGGAGAACAUGAAGAAACGAGAAGCAACCAGGAACAACAGGAACCCAGGAAACCAAAAGUUAGGGACCCGUGGAAGGGCCAGUUUGCCUCGACUGAGGGGAGGGAGGACAAUUGGAAGCCCAAACCAGGAGAGUAUAAAGAAAGGUCUUCAGGACUAAAGGCUUCGCAAGCAAGUGGGAUGAGCCACGCUUCUCAGGUCAGGGAAAGAGGAGAGUCCCUUGGGAGCAAACACCCCCAGCUCUCACCAGGGAAGAGACAGCUUUCACCAGAAAGCCAAAAAAGGAUGAGGCAGUAUGUCAGCCACGAUAAAAAAGGCAAAGGAAUAGAAGAAUCCCUUCAAAAAGGCAAGCCUGCAUCAGCCACCGCUCACCAGCAGAAACCUGUUGGAGAGAGCAGGGCUAUUGACCCUUGUGCGACUGCAAGAGCUGUUGGACAGGUCCUAAGAGAGAAACUGGGGCUUCACCAAGGACUCUGUGCCUCAAAGUUAAAUCAGCACCCAGAACAGCUCCAGGCCCCAGCAGAGGGGCAUUCCCACCACCACAGGGUUCUCUCCUCUUCAGAACAGAGAAGGGUGUUGAAAGAUACAGCCUACAGUCACCAAGCCAGCCCCAAGGACCACAGCUACCUUAACAAGAGCAGGCAUACCACAGGCAGGGGCGACAAGUUAGCCUUCCCACCCAGGGAACUGGAGUCCCCAGUCAGACGCCGCCAGCAUGGACCAAGGCUGGCCGGUGACUCAGGCCACCUGCGCCAUCACCCAACAUGUCCUCAAAAAUGUGUUCCCUCUGGUCAGCCAGAGUGUGCUUCUCAUGCCUUUCCUGGGGGGAAAGUGGUGCCAAAAAAAGUUCAGUUCAUGGAAGGAAAACCUGCUUCUUCUCACGUUAACAAAUCAUCUAUGUGCUAA
Messenger RNA from Orcinus orca (killer whale), 3219 nucleotides. Its product is annotated as spermatogenesis-associated protein 31A6-like. The record is from RefSeq and is a predicted model, not a curated record. NCBI's taxonomy places the organism in Eukaryota, Metazoa, Chordata, Mammalia, Artiodactyla, Delphinidae. Bases 145 to 3219 code for a protein of 1024 amino acids. The transcript is spliced from 6 exons.